Arabis nemorensis is the source of this 402-nucleotide messenger RNA. The record is from the annotation of a GenBank genome assembly. Lineage: Eukaryota; Viridiplantae; Streptophyta; Magnoliopsida; Brassicales; Brassicaceae.
AUGACUGAUUAUUGUUGUCCUUCAAUGGAUCUUGGUGCUAUGUUGGACCAAUACCAGAAGUUAUCUGGCAAGAAACUAUGGGAUGCUAAACAUGAGAACCUCAGCAAUGAGAUUGACAGGAUCAAAAAGGAGAAUGAUAGCUUGCAACUUGAGCUCAGGCAUUUGAAGGGGGAAGAUAUACAAUCUCUCAACUUAAAAAACUUGAUGGCCGUAGAGAAUGCAAUUGAACACGGCCUCGACAAACUCCGAGACCACCAGAUGGAGUUCCUCAUGACAAAGAGGAGAAAUGCUAAGAUGAUGGAGGAGGAGCAUAGGCAACUUAAUUUUCAGCUGUUUGGUUAUAGAGUGCAACCGAUUCAGCCUAAUCUUCAGGAAAAGAUUAUGUCUUUGGUCAUCGACUGA